AUGCCUUUAAAUAUAUCAUGGGAAAGGACUUCAAAACAAUUAUGGUGUGUGGUGACAAUGCUCGUCAUAGUGAUAGUGACGGAGGUGGUGGCUUUGAGCGGACCAAAUGUUUGCACAGUUCAACAGAAAUACAACAUAACGAAACGUGUGAAGUACCGCGCGCCGAUGUCCAUCAGAACCUACGAGUGGUGCUUCUCCAUGCCGCCCAGGUGCUCAAAGUGGAGUACUGAGAUGCGCGACCUCACUAGACUUGAGACUGAGGUACGCAUAGCCGAGGUGGCCGUGUGCUGCCCAGGGUAUAAAAUGAAGGACGUCUCCUGCGUACCGAUUUGCCCCAACGGGAAGACUGGACAAGGGUGUACUCAGGAUUGUCCUCCAAAUAAAUGGGGUCCAAACUGUGUAAACAAUUGCACAGAGUGUGUUAACGGUGAAUGUGAUCCAAGUACCGGAGAAUGCGAUUGUGAUGACGGAUGGCAAGGUGAGAGUUGUCAAACCAGAAUGUCUACAAUUCCGGAACCACCCGCUUUGAUGGAGAAAUUACUAACAACUACUAAAUCUUCCGUUAAGACGUUUCCCACUACUGUAUUAACUGUACCGACAACUAGUAUUGCCAUGACUGAAAUCCCUGUCACAACUUUUACAACUCCUCAAACAACAACUACUACAUUUCCUACUACAAAGACGACAUUCACAACAAAAAAGACUGAAACAACACCGACAACUUCAACAACUUUGCUAAUAAAGAAAACUUCAAUUCCCAUGGUGACAAAUUUAACUACACAUCUUACAACAAUGGAAAUAGAAAGUAAAACCGAGCAAAUAGCCGAAGUUCCCAAAGUAAAUGUACCAAAUUUUAUAUAUAAUCGAACUGAAACUCCAAUGGAAGGUACGUCAACUGUCUUAUCUACUGAGCAUGAAUCUUCGACAAUGGUGAAUAUUCCAAUAACAACUAAAUCUCCCACAACUCCAUUACGAACUACUACCACUGUUAUUGCUAGUGUUCCAACCACUACUAUUGCUCCAUCAACUACCACUAUUACUACCUCUACCAUUUCUACGACGACAACUUCCACUACCGACAUAAGCACUACCCUAUCGAAAUUAACUACAAUCUUACCGGCGCAAAAGGAAACCACAAAAAUCGAAAUUACCAGAGAACGUGAAAUUUCUUCUAAAAGUCAUCCUACUACGAUAAAAUUCAAACCGAAGGAGAUAUGGAUAAGACCAACUCAAAAAGGUGAACUGACAUUUGUUGAAAACAAAUUAAAACAUAAUCAUGAUCAAUUAAACACAAAAGUCAAGAGUGCUACUAAUAAAAACGAAGCUAUCUCAGAAAAUACGACACCACGGACCAUUAUUGUAUCUAUAAUACCAACAUCAGUAUCCCACGCGACAUUCAAAAAAAUAGCGUUAACUACUGCAUCAUAUAUGUCAAAGAAAAGCAACGUGUCAUUAAUAUUUCAAAACAGAACAGAACAAGGUUUCACUAAAUCUAUGACAUCACAUGUAUCUACCGUUACUCCAUUCACUAUAAAAGUACUAUCGACAAUCAACGCAAAAAAUUUGGGUUUUCAUAAGACAACAACUAAUAUACCACAAAACAAUACAACUCGAAGACUGGUACCACCCACAUCAAAGAAAACAUUAACUACAAUAGCUACUGAUAAACAAACUUAUAUAACUAAGUCAAUUGUGAAUACAACUUUGGCAACUAGUAGAACAACUAACAGCAUGCCAAGCACGACGAAUGGAGUUAUUAAAACGCUGAAUUCUUCUAACUCUCUAACAAAUAAACUUUCAACUAACAAACAAAGUGUUCAUAAAAAUAUGUCACAUGAAAUAACAAUCGUUCCUCCGAUAAAUAAAAAAUUAAAACCGAUACUCGUAAAGGACGAAGCGAAAAAUAGAUCACAUCAUAUUAUUAACACUAAUGAAACAAAAGAAUUACCUGAAAUAAAGUUACAAGAAAAAGCUAAAUCAUUCAAUGGGAAUGCUGAAAAAGCUAAUCUUACUAAAACAGGUUUUCCAAAAAUUAAUACUUACAAAAUAACCACUCGUGAGCCACCUGAAGACGAAACUUUUCAUAUUUUGACAGAACCAGAGCACAUAACGGCUGUAAUGAGUGAUAGGGAUAAAGAACAUACUUCGAUGGACUUGAUAUCCGUGAUAAGUAUAGCUGGUGGGGUAAUGAUGGCUGUCAUCACGGUUGCAGUUAUUAUAGUGAUGAUAGAGAGGUGCAGAAGGCCUAGAUAUGGCGAUGUGAGGAAAAUGAACGAUAUGCGAAUGCAAGUAAUGUUGGAUGACAAAGAUGUUCCACCUCCGUACGUGAGGAGCAUCUUUCAUACACCUCUACCAGACCCUCCACAUUCUGAUAAAUGCCAUUACCAACCUAUAUCAACGCUAGACAGAAAUUUAAAACAAUUUAUGAGACCUGUCGUCGUGCAAACAAUUUCACCAGUUAUGUUAGAAAAUUUUAGAGGAAUUUUGGAAUGUCAUUACGAUCAUUUACCAAGGAGAAACCACGAUUUUGGAACAAUGCCGACUCGUUCUUCGGUGUCGCCAUCUAUGCGAUGUGAAGAGGAUCUACUGAUACAGCGGCCGUUGUCUGUCGCUGACUACACUAUCGAAGCUUUAAAAUGUGAAGCAAAAAUGGAUGUCAUAGAUAACACGACUUCAGAACCUUUAUACGCAGAAAUCCCUUGUUGGCGGCCGCCUUCAGAGCACGCAAUAGCCGUGGUUAAUCUAAACGGUGAAGCUGUAACGGAAUUAUGACCGCGUCAUAGUUACAAUUAACAACAUAGUGUUCAUUAGUGUCGCUAGAUGGCGCUGUUUUAAGCUAAUUUAGUUUACUUUAAUAUUGCUAGAUAGCGUUAUUCUAAUAAAUAAUAUAAGUAGAAUAAAAUUUAGUAUUUUAAACAAAAUAUAAAUUAAAUGAAAAAACAA
Messenger RNA from Melitaea cinxia (Glanville fritillary), 2943 nucleotides. RefSeq names its product mucin-5AC-like (gene NimA). The coding region runs from base 1 to 2772 and encodes 923 amino acids. Gene Ontology annotation, molecular function: protein binding. Lineage: Eukaryota; Metazoa; Arthropoda; Insecta; Lepidoptera; Nymphalidae. The transcript is spliced from 7 exons. The record is from RefSeq and is a predicted model, not a curated record.